Vittaforma corneae ATCC 50505 is the source of this 732-nucleotide messenger RNA. RefSeq lists its product as uncharacterized. The record is from RefSeq and is a predicted model, not a curated record. The coding region runs from base 1 to 732 and encodes 243 amino acids. The transcript has a single exon. Lineage: Eukaryota; Fungi; Microsporidia; Nosematidae.
AUGUUUAUCAAUCUGAUAUUGAUAGUACAGCUAUUUCAGAAAUCAAAAUGCACCAUGGCCGAUACGAGACAGCCCGAGACUAUCACGUUUGAGACUAUCAAAGUACCACAGGAAUUUUUGCAUGGUGAGAUUGAUGAUGCAACCCAGAGAUUAAACAUGCUAAUGGAUCCUACAAACACAGAGCCUAACCCUUUAGACCAAUAUAUCCUUGAGGACGAAGUAGAUCUUAUGAGGCUUCAAUUAACGACGCUUGGGCGUAUGCAGAUACAGCACUGGACAGGUGUUAGGAAGGAUGAUUUGACUAACUUUUUUGGAUCUCUGAAUCUUUUCACGAUGAAUUUAAUAAGGAAAUACGAUUUAAAGCUAGAUGCAGAGACCAUUGCAGACGUGAUAAAUUUCGGGAAUAUCGACAUGCUAAUUCUUUGCAAUGCAGCCAGCAUGAUGGCCGAUAAUCACGAAAAUAUAAUUAAGAACGGAUUGCACAAAGCAGAGCCGUCACCAGAACAGUUCAAGGAAUAUAUGAAAGGGGUCACAGCACUUUUAUGCACAUCAGCAGUUCUAAAGAACCCAAGGGCAUACGAAAGCAGUAAUCUCACACCUGUUGGUAACAAUCUCUUAAAUCCUGGAUAUAUGCUUUACAAUCUUUGGCGUCGCCAGGCAAAUCCACCUGUGUGGGCAAAUAACCCUAACGGAGACACCUCAUCGGACGACUCAGGACUUGAUGAUGAAUAG